Messenger RNA from Staurois parvus, 456 nucleotides. The record is from the annotation of a GenBank genome assembly. Lineage: Eukaryota; Metazoa; Chordata; Amphibia; Anura; Ranidae.
AUGGGCCCCUGUACCGCCUCCUCAUGCUGCUGCCAGGCCCCUAAUCUGCCAUGGGCCCCUAUACCGCCUCCUCAUGCUGCUGCUGCCAAGUCCAGAGUCUCUCAUGGGUCCCUGUACGGCGUCCCAUUGCUGCUGUCUCCAUCGCCACACUCUGCCAUGUGCCACUUUCAGGUCUCCUCACACUGCUGGUGUGUUCAAUUUUUUGUCAUAGGGUGCUGGCAGAUUACGGGCCUCCCAUAGCUGCUGCCAGGCCCCUAAAUCUGCCAUGGGCCCCUGUACCGCCUCCUCAUGCUGCUGCCAGGUCCACAGUGUCAUGGGUCCCUGUCAUGGCCUCCCAUGUGCUGUCUCCAUCGCCACACUUUGUGCACUUUCAGGUCUCCUCACACUGCUGGUGUGUUUCAUUUUUUGUCAUAGGGUGCUGGCAGAUUACGGGCCUCCCAUAGCUGCUGCCAGGCC